GUUGACAUCACCCCUUUCUCACCCUUCAACAACGCAAAAAAGAAAACAAUACAAAUUUUUUAUAAAAAAAAAAGAUUUUAAAUUUUACCUUACACAUUGGUUGUAAAAUUUGAAAAAAAAAUUUAGUUUUUGAUUAAUUAAUUUAAAAUGUGAGCCAUGGUAUUGUUCCAUAUUGAUAAACAAUUGAUAAACGCAAUUAUUGGAGUGAAAUUAAAAUUGUGAUUUUUUAAUUUUUAAAAGAUUUCUCUAUCUAUAAAAGAGAGAAUAAUUAUUACGAUUCUUUAUUUUUAUUACGUAAAGAUAAAUAUUGUUUAAUAUUUAUAUUUUUAUUAUUUAUACAAUUUCAUUGGAAAGUUUAAGACUAUAUUAUAUAGACAUAUUUAAUAAUUAUGUCGUCGAUAAAAGCAUUUUUUUAAAUUGAAAAUAAAACCUGAAUAAACGGAAAAAAUGAGUAGUAUUAAAUUAGAGGUACAAUGGUCUCCGAUCCAUUCAAAUAAAUACAUUACAUGGGGAACAGAAAUAUUUUUAUAUGAAAUAUCACAAAUCAAAGAUACUGUCAGGCCAUCAUGUAUUAAAGUUUCCGAAACAACAACUGCCUAUUUACUUGCGACAAACACUAGUCAUCAUUAUGUCAAGUGCAUUGAUAUUUAUCCUCAACCUGAACCGGAUAUUUUACUUGCCGUUGGUCAAGCAAAUGGAAAAAUUGUACUGACAACAUUUGGUCCAACUGCUUUCGAUUCAUUGGGAAUUGUUGGCAAGGAAUUCGCUCCAAAACAUGCGAGGCAAUGUAAUGCAGUUGCUUGGAAUCCUGUCGAUCCAAAUUUAAUUGUUUCUGGAUUAGAUAAAUAUCGUACUGAUCAUUCAGUUCUUCUUUGGGAUGUUCAAAGAAGUCCAUCGAAUUCCGAUAGAGCUCAUCAUUAUGGAACAAGUCAAUCGGAUUCAAUACGUCCAGUUGCCGAGGCUGGUGUUUCAGAAACAACGCAUUCACUUUCUUGGUUUAAUAACGAACCAAAAUGUUUAGUUGUCGGUGUAAAUAAUAAACAAUUAAAAAUUAUUGAUUUUAGAGAUCCGGUGAAAAUAGUUAAUACAACACCGACUAAGGCUGUUUACAGUUUAGCUGUAAAUCCACAUAAUGAUUGUCAUUUGCUAUCGCAUGUCGAUAAUCAAAUUACCAUAUGGGACACUCGAUAUUUUGAAAAACCAGUCCUCACGUUACCCCAAAAUAGACAAGUGACAAAAGUUUUAUGGUGCCCAACGAGAAAUAAUUUAUUGGGUUCUUUGCAAAAAGAUUCAGGAUCAUUGUAUCUACACGAUAUACAACAAUGUGGACCUGGAGACGAUACGGAACCUGGUGUUUUGGAAAGAACGGUCGUACCACCCUGGACGAAUCCAACGAGUUUUUCUUGGCAUCCAAAACACACUAACAGACUCUUAGGCAUUUCACAACAAGGUCUGACUGAUUACACAGUUUGCGAAAGAAUUACAUUAAAUUGGUCGACACGUUCACAUCUUGUUUGGAAUCAUGCCACAAAGGCAUUUAAAUAUAUUUGCAGCAACGAUAAUAUUUAUAAAGCAAUUGAUGAUAUUUCCAUUUUAACAAAAACUCGCGCAAUGAACGAAUAUGGUUUAAUUCCGGAAUUAUCGCAAAAUGGAGAAUUGGCGGAAAAUGAGACGUUAAAAAAUCUUUGGCAAUGGUUGUAUUUAAGUCAAUCGUUAGUUGAAGAUGGAACAAUUCCAAGUCCGGACAAUAAACAUCCUGGAGUUAGAAUGGUUUUAAAUUUUGAUGUUCAAAAUGCAAGUAAUGGAUAUCUAAGAUCUGAGCCAGUUCAUCGUCUAUGGACAGAUAUUGGAUCAAAUCACACUGCAAAAAUGUAUAGAUCAACGGAACGUGAUAAAGCAUUACAAUUGUGUGGUUGGCGUUUUGAAAAAGACACAAAUGCACCGUACAGUAAUUUAUUUAUUGAAAGACUGGAAAAAGAAGGCGCUUAUCCUAGAGCAACGGCUAUUUCCGUUUUUAAUUUAUGUUUACGUCAAGCAAUUGAUAUAUUAAAUCGUGGCGCAAGUAAAAUGUCCUCGCCAACGAAUUUAAAUUUAAAUAUUGUUGCAAUGGCAUUGUCAGGAUUUUCCGAAGACAGAAAUAGUAUGUGGCGGGAACUUUGCUUAAAAUCCCGAUCUCAAUUAUCUGAUCCUUAUCUUAGAGCGACUUUUGCAUUUUUAACUGCCGAUAAUGAUUCUUAUGAAAAUGUACUUAAUGAAAAUGGAAUGGCUGUGGAAGAUCGAGUGGCAUUUGCUUUAAUGUUUUUGUCAGACAGUAAACUUUAUGAAUACUUAAAAAAAUUAACACAAAAAUUGACUGAUGAGGGAAAUUUGGCUGGUUUUUUGAUUACGGGCGCAAGUUUGGAAGGCAUUCAAUUACUAAAUAGAUAUUUAGAAUUGACUGGUGAUGUACAAAGUUGCAGUCUCAUAGGAAUUCGUGCUUUACCACCAAAAUUGUUACAAGAAAAUCAAGUACAAGUUUGGAUAGCAAGUUAUAGAAGUUUAUUAGACGCGUGGAAAAUGUGGAAUCAACGUGCGCAUUUUGAUAUCGCAAUGAGAGCAUCAACAAAUGAAAAACCACCGCAACAAGUUUAUAUUUCUUGUAAUUUUUGUGGAAAGAGUAUAUCUUCGUUUAUGCAAGGUCUUAGUCGCGCGAGAGGUCCUUUUGGUCGACUAGGAAGUACUUCGAAUAAAUUAAAGAUGUCCGCAUGUCCUGGAUGCAGAAAACCAUUACCAAGAUGUGCAAUUUGUUUAAUGCACAUGGGAACUGUCAGCGGUUUACAAAUGACAACAAAUGCAAGUAGAAAUGAAGAGGACAGUAAAUUAACGGAAUUUAAUAAUUGGUUCACAUGGUGUCAAACUUGUCGACACGGUGGACAUGCCAAUCAUAUAACGCAUUGGUUUGAACAACAUUCUGAAUGUCCAGUUACGUCUUGUACCUGUCGAUGUUUUUCUUUGGAUGCAUCCUGUAAAAUCGGAGUUGGAAUUUCCUAAUGUGUAUUUUUAAAAAACAAUUUGUACAGUAAUUUUUACAAUAAAAAAUUUUUAAAGAAAA
Molecule: messenger RNA, 3091 nt
Organism: Leptopilina boulardi
Lineage: Eukaryota; Metazoa; Arthropoda; Insecta; Hymenoptera; Figitidae
Gene: mio
Product: GATOR complex protein MIOS-B
Exons: 12
Coding region: 448-3030 (860 amino acids)
Biological process (GO): cellular response to amino acid starvation; positive regulation of TORC1 signaling
Cellular component (GO): cytoplasm
Molecular function (GO): protein binding
Source: RefSeq, a predicted model, not a curated record